This is a messenger RNA of Carya illinoinensis, 729 nucleotides long. RefSeq lists its product as uncharacterized. The transcript has a single exon. The record is from RefSeq and is a predicted model, not a curated record. Lineage: Eukaryota; Viridiplantae; Streptophyta; Magnoliopsida; Fagales; Juglandaceae. Bases 1 to 729 code for a protein of 242 amino acids.
AUGGUCUUUAGUAAAAAUGUUCAUGAGGAUGUGAAAGUAAACAUUAUGGCAAUGUGGGGUGGGAGUAAUACUCAGCAAUUUGAGAAAUAUUUGGGCUUGCCUCCCAUGGUAGGGAGAUCAAAACAAAGAGUCUUUGCUGAUAUUAAGCAAAAACUGUGGCAGAAAAUUCAGAUGUGGAAAGGAAAUUUGCUAUCUCAAGGGGGUAAAGAGAUCCUAUUAAAAGCAGUAGCUAUGUCCAUCCCGACAUAUGCUAUGAGUUACUUUUUACUCCCUAAAACCUUAUGUCAUGAGAUGGAAAUGAUGAUGGCCAGAUUUUGGUGGGGUAAUCAAGCUCAAGAGAGGAAAAUUCAUUGGGUAGGGUGGCAGAAAUUGAGUGUAUACAAAUUUAGAGGAGGUCUGGGUUUCAAAAACUUAUAUGACUUCAAUAUAUCCCUCUUAGCUAAACAGGUGUGGAGGCUUCUUACUAACUGUGAUUCACUUCUCUACAAGAUCUUCAAAGCAAGGUAUUUUCCAAAGAGCUCUUUGUUUGAAGCUAAGAUUGGUUUUAACUCAUCAUACUUGUGGAAAGGCAUUCAUAGUGCCUUGCCUCUUUUGAAAGCUGGAUGUGUAAGGAGAGUGGGGAAUGGGGUGGAAACAAAUUUAUUUAAAGACCAUUGGAUUCCUGGUAUUCAACCAUCAGUCUUGCUAGGUGAAAUGGUAGGUCAUCCACAGGAGAAUCUACAAGUGUAG